AUGGCUCGCCCAGACCUAAAACGCAUCUUCCCUGAAGUAACAGCAUUCAUCGCAUUCAUCCUCACUCUACUAUGUUUAUUCGCGGGCACACAACGAAACCUUCUCGACAACGCCGAUAUCCUCACCCUUUACACACCACAAACAGACCUAGCAUCCAACGCCUCAACCUUCUACUCCAUCCACGUCAUGUCAUAUUGCCAAGGAACAAUAGGAUCAAUGGAAUCGGGUAUGCCAGGUAGUGCGCGCAACGUAACUUCGUGUUCCGAUCGCAAUAUCCUAUUCUCAUUCGAUCCUACUGAAGCCUGGCCGGAGGAAGAGACGAAUGGGACAUCUUUAACCUGGCCCCGGGUUAUUAGUGAUGAUUUCCAUGCAUUCAGACUUACUACCCAGUCCAUGGCUGUGUUGUAUUGUAUUGGACUUGCAGCUAUUGGGGCUGUUCUCCUGGUGCGCGUGUCGUCAUUUCUUGCGCCCAGAUCACAGUAUGGAAUUUUUGAGUUUGGAUUCUUAGUGCUGGCUUCUCUAAGUAUGAACAUUGCCUCGAUUAUUACCACGGUCAUUGCGUUUGAAUUCGUGGCUUUGAUCAAUGCACAUGGGCAUGGGCUGGAUGUUUCGGCUAGAUACGGAGAAAAGUUUCUCGGCAUGACUUGGGCUGCGGCGGGUUUGUUGCUUGUGGGAAGUAUUGCUAGUUUUGUUAAUGUUUUUGUGAGGGAGACGCGGGCGGAGGCGCCCCCUCCUUCGAAGGAUGAGGAGGACCUCGAGGGCUGA
This is a messenger RNA of Penicillium angulare, 765 nucleotides long. Its product is annotated as SUR7/PalI family protein. The record is from RefSeq and is a predicted model, not a curated record. The transcript is spliced from 3 exons. The coding region runs from base 1 to 765 and encodes 254 amino acids. NCBI's taxonomy places the organism in Eukaryota, Fungi, Ascomycota, Eurotiomycetes, Eurotiales, Aspergillaceae. Gene Ontology annotation, cellular component: plasma membrane; cell cortex of cell tip. Gene Ontology annotation, biological process: fungal-type cell wall organization.